Molecule: messenger RNA, 3533 nt
Organism: Solea senegalensis (Senegalese sole)
Lineage: Eukaryota; Metazoa; Chordata; Actinopteri; Pleuronectiformes; Soleidae
Product: fibrinogen alpha chain-like
Exons: 2
Coding region: 251-3142 (963 amino acids)
Source: RefSeq, a predicted model, not a curated record
AGGCGCAGACAUCAAAACAGAGGAAGAAAAAGUGGUCCAGAGUGUACAGAGAGACACCGAUGGAGAAUUAGCAUCCAACAAAGCAAGUGAAAGCACAGACUUUAUUUCAGACAACCAGAUUCCUCCAUCUACCGUUGGUUUUAUUACAACAAGACAUAAAACCUUGGACCCAAACAAAGCAACCUUGACAUUAUCCUCUCCACCUCCUCCUUUGUCCAGUCCACAUUUGGUCACAGAUGUCGAUGAAGCAAUGAUGACAGGCGCUCAUGGACUACCAUCCCACAGCACAGACACCGAUGUGGCUCACAGUCAUCAGCACCCAUACCCUGAUGCAGACGCAGGUUUUAAGACCACAAGUGGACCAACUACAACACCCACAAUAGGAACACUGGGUGUCCCCAGACAACAAAGAACCAGUGCCACAACUAGGUUCACUUCCACAACUAGUCCCAGCGUCAGGACACGCUUCCAGGGUCGAGUGAGUUUAACUGUGGCAACUACAACAACCUCAACUCCUCGAGAGAAUUUUCACACAACUACAAUGAGUGGAGUCACAGUGCACAGCCACUGGACAACAAAAAACACCAAGACUGGAGGAAAACCUCGACCAGCCCAGGGACCAAAUCCUGCUGAAAAGCAUAAACAUGGAAUUAAGCCUGAAGCAAUUCAUAAGCUAAAAAAUCCUAAGAAUGACCACAAACAAGACCGAGCACCUUUACCUGACAAAACUGACCAAAAGCUGAAGCCUUCACUCCAAAAACCCACAACUGACCAGAAACUCAAGCCUGUCAAAGGUCAACAAGCCCAUAAUCCCAAACCUGAGCAGAGAGUAACACUUAAUCAUUUAACUACCGAUCAAAAUCUGAAAAAUAAUCCGAUGCUUAAACAUGACAAAGAUCUUACAACUGAUAAAAAGCCAAAAUAUCAUCAAAAGUCUGUACCUCCUGUUCAAAGACCGACAUCUUAUCAAAGACUGGCAACAGUUUACGCAACUGGUUCAGACACAAAUCCUCAGACUGAACCAAACUCAAAACCUGAGAGAAAUCAAAAUAAUCCUCUUCUAACUGUCAAACCUGAUCCUAAACAAAAACCUCAGAAAAACGUUAAAGGUAAAGAAAAGACUAAACCUGAUCUGAGGGCUGAUUACACAACUGUUCAACAACCUGAUUCUGGAAGUAUAGGAAAAGCAAAGCUCACGCUAAAACCCAACAACAGGUCCACAACGGAAUUAAUGAGAAAUUCCAGAGACAAUCCAUCUCCAGAGUCUGACUCUAACCAAGUCAAAACACCUGGACAAAAACUUGCACUUGAUGGUAUUAACACACCGUCUGAUCAAAAGCCUAAACCUAGCCAGAAAAUCCCUGCAAUAAACCGAGACCCUAAACCUGGCCACAUACCCAAACUUAACCAAAAACGACUGGAGAUUGAUCCAAGCAAAAGCACUAAACCAAAUGUGAAGCCUAAAACCAGCCAAGCACCACAAAAAAAUCAGGGUCUUAAAACACCUGGGCCUAGCCAAACGCCUGAUCUUUACCCAAAAUCUGUACCUGAUCAAAUCCCCAAAGCACAAUCCAACAAAACUUCCAAACCAAGACCUCCUCCCAGACGCGGACACACAUUCAAGCCAGGAGCAACAUCUGUUCAAAGGCCACAACCAGCAGUGCAACAAAAGUCAAACCCAAACACCAAAACAGAUUCCAAUCCUGAGAUCAGCGGGACAACUGCAGAUGGCAUCCAAAAUUCUCAAAUCAACAUGCCACCUACAUCUGGCUCUGUAAAACAGAGCACUGAAAUGACUCAUUCCCCAGGUGACGCAGAGUUCAGUCCCAGCACAAAAGAAUCCAUCACUCCCAGCCCGAAGACCUUCAACAGCCUGGACACCUUCCCUCUCCUCCACGCUCUCGCUGAGGGCUCCACCGUGAACCCGAACAGCAGGGCUGCGUCUGAUCUGGGGCCACAAACAGCCGGACAACAUUCAUCGAUCCCAAUGACAACAAGACCAAACAAAAUGAUCCAUGGGACCCUGCCAAGUGUUAUCCCUAGCACCAGUCCAGGAUCCACAACGUUAAAGUCUAUCACUGAGCCCGCCUUGCAAGCUGAGCUACCGCACCAUGUUGCGGAAACAGCACCUGAACAAACCCUGCAUGCAGACAACGUGCUCGUUCCAGUCCCUUCCCCCAGAGCUGAAACCACCAUCACACUGAGCCCUGACACCAGGUCAACAACGGCUGACACCGCUGGCCCCAAGGUCCCUGCGCUGGAGUCUUCCACUCCCAGUGCACGCGAGCUGCGUGUAAAAAUCAACCAGGUGGCCGCGUUUUCCAGAGACAGCCAGACGUCAGACGCAUGGUCUGUGGACAAGCGUCCAACAACAGAGCACCCAGAGGACAGAGGGACUGACCUGAAAGUCAAGUGGAUUCCAUCAAAAGUCUCCACAGCGCUGAGGCGAGACUGCUCAGACCACCUGCUCCAAGGAGGAACAAAGAGCGGCGUGUACUUGGUGACCCCUGACAUCCGCAGCAAGAGCUUCUCCGUCUUCUGUGACAUGGAGCUGGGUGGUGGAGGCUGGACGCUCGUGCAGCUCAGACAGGACGGCAGCGUGAGCUUCAACCGCACCUGGGCUGAGUACCGGUCAGGCUUUGGGGAAGUGGGCGGCAGGGAGUUUUGGCUGGGGAACAACAUGAUCCACCUGCUGACCCGGGACAGGGACAUGGUGCUGCGGGUGGAGCUGGAGGACUUUGAGGGGCUGAUGGAGUAUGCAGAGUAUGAGCAGUUCAAGGUGGCAAGUGAGCGUCUGCGUUACAGGCUGACGGUUGGAGGUUACUCUGGUACGGCGGGGAACGCUCUCCGCUUCAGCAAAAUGUAUGACCACAACAGCAGGGCCUUCACCACACCAGACAGGGACAAUGACCGCUAUCCCUCGGGGAACUGUGGGGCCUACUACAGCUCGGGCUGGUGGUUCGAUGCCUGCAUGGCUGCAAACCUCAACGGAAGAUACUAUGUGGGAAAGUAUAAAGGAAUCAGGGAUGGUAUUUUCUGGGGGACGUGGCAUAAUAUAUCUUCAGAGUAUUACCCCACCAAUGACAGACAGUCCUUCAAAACUGUCAGGAUGAUGAUCAGACCAAAAGGCUUUGCACCAUGACCUCUGACCCUGCUCUAUUAAGAAAACUCAUUCCCACUCUCUCCACACACUUAUCAGAGCACCAUUAGCACAAUGCUGCCACCUUGUGGUGUGAUAUUUAAAAGCUUUGAUUGUUUGCUUUACAGGUUGAGAUAGCAAUAACUGAGGAUGUACAUACUUUAAAGAAUAAAAGUUUAAGUCUUAAUGUCAUAGUUCUUUUUAUAAUCUGUGUCCAGUUUCUUCCACUGACGAGAGAAAUCUUCUCAUGAAGACGUAUUUUUCUAUGAAGAUUGUCUGAAUUUGCAGCAAAAGAGACUGAUUUUUACUGAAUUCAAGUGCCAGUCGAUGGUUGAUUGAAGAUGCUUGGGAUGUUUUGUAAUUAAGAUAAGAUUAAUAAAGUUAUUUACAUCAA